AUGGGUGAUAUUCCGGUGCUGUUUGCCGAAGAAGACGUUGGAACCUUCUUAACGGAUGAAACUGCUUUGGAGCUGCUUCUAUCGGCACUGUACAACCGACUAAUGCAGAUUAAAAAGCAGAUGUGGGCGGCUAACGUAAUUUGCGAUGCUUGGACGAAGCACAGGAAGUGCAAAGGGAAGCCGGAUCAUCAUGAUACCGUGACUACUCUGUUUGAAAAUCCACGGGUGCUUUGCAGUGGUGUAUUUUGUAUUACGAGCUCUAAUGACAAUUUCAAAUUAAUCAAGCAUCCUCAACAUCUGGAGUCUUUUACUGUCAAUGCUGAUCGUCAAAGAGAACAUAAUCAUUUUAGCAUUACUGUUGAAAACGAUAAUCGCGAUUUGCUGCUUCACAAGCCGAUUCACAUUACCGGCUAUGAAUCAUUCUUGAAACGCAUCGAGCGAAAGAACCCUCCUCAAAACAGAAUAUCGGUGUCUGAAAAAGAGCCAACAUCUUCUUCUGUUUCCACGCUGACCGAAAGCUGUGAACCAGAAUGUAUGUCCUCGAACGAAAUGGAGCGAAGACGCUGCGCAGCCAUAAAGAUUCAGGCGGCUUGGAGAGGCUACUGCGUGAGGUGUAAAUCGACUCCGGAAAUGACAGAUCUCUCCAAGAAAAUUAAAUUUCAGCGCUCUGUGGCUCAGCCUGAAAAUACCAUUGGCCAGCGGACGAGUUAUGCGUUACAGAAAAUUCUUGAGGCACGACCUCUGAGCUUCUCAUAUCGCGUGAUCAACCAUUUAAUCAUCGCCACGUCCUCUUCUGCCAACAGCUGCAGACAGAUAGUCUUAAAGGGAGCCAUCCCUGUACUCUACACUUAUAUUGAAGAGUCAAAUCGGAGCGUUGCUUCGACGUUUGUCGUACAGCGUGUCAUACAAGUGCUGAUAAACUUGGCCAAGUUUCACGAAACUCUUCCCGCUGUUGUGAGCUAUCCGCGAUGGUUCGAGGUUUUAGCGAAUACGAUUUUACAUUUUCAAAAUUACGAGCAACAGUUGAUAUCGAAAGUUGUCGUCCUGCUUCUGAUUCUUUCGGCGUUGCCGUGCGCUCAGGCGAAAAUGAGCGAGUCCCCGGUCUUUGUCCAGAAGUUGAAGCUUGCAGCGCAACGUUUAAAAAAGCUUGAACAAUGUAAAAAAUUCAGGUCUUCUUCAUGCGGGACCAUUGAAUGUAAACGCCGCAUUCGCCACCAACACGAUCAACCGACGGAACAUUACACGCCAGAUUGGGUGCUGGGAGUCGUCAAACCGAAUGAAAAUUUUACUCCUUCUCAGGGCCUCUUCAAGCUGUUUGUUCAUUAUAAUAUAGAUUAUGACCUUUAA
Soboliphyme baturini is the source of this 1347-nucleotide messenger RNA. NCBI's taxonomy places the organism in Eukaryota, Metazoa, Nematoda, Enoplea, Dioctophymatida, Soboliphymatidae. The record is from the annotation of a GenBank genome assembly.